Passer domesticus (house sparrow) is the source of this 2636-nucleotide messenger RNA. RefSeq names its product ethanolamine kinase 2 (gene ETNK2). The coding region runs from base 1 to 1296 and encodes 431 amino acids. The record is from RefSeq and is a predicted model, not a curated record. The transcript has 8 exons. Gene Ontology annotation, cellular component: cytoplasm. Gene Ontology annotation, molecular function: ethanolamine kinase activity. Lineage: Eukaryota; Metazoa; Chordata; Aves; Passeriformes; Passeridae. Gene Ontology annotation, biological process: phosphatidylethanolamine biosynthetic process.
AUGCGGGUCCCUGCCCCCGGUGCCGGUGCGGGCGCUGCCGCCGCUGCCGGGGAGGCGGGCGGGAGGCGGGCCGGUGACUCAUGGCUUCCCAACGGCGGCGGCUCCUCCCCGCGGCCGCCGGCCCCGCGCAGCCCCCGGCACAUGGGCCGCGGCUCCGGCAGCGCGGAGCUGGCCAUGGCCGCACCGCCCGCCCGCUGCCCCGACUGCCCGGGGCCGGAGCGGGGGGGCGGCGGCGGGACCCCCGCCGUGCCGCACCUCGGCAUUGCGGUGGACGAGGGGGACGUGCUGCCCGGGGCGCUGCGGAUCGUGCGGCGGCUGAGACCCGCCUGGGAUCCGGCCGCGGUGAAGACCAAGCUCUUCACUGACGGCAUCACCAACAAGCUGGUGGCCUGCUACACGGACGAGGGCAUGGCGGACGCGCUGCUGGUGCGGGUGUACGGCAGGAAAACCGAGCUGCUGGUGGACAGGGAGACGGAGCUGAGGAACUUCCAGGUGCUCCGAGCCCACGGCUGCGCCCCCGAGCUCUACUGCGCCUUCCAGAACGGGCUCUGCUACCAGUUCCUGCCGGGAAUCGCGCUGGGACCCGACCACGUGAGGGAUCCACACAUCUUCAGGCUGGUGGCCCGGGAGAUGGCCCGAGUCCACGCCAUCCACGCCAACGGGAGCCUCCCCAGGCCCAUCCUGUGGCAGAAGCUGCACAAAUACCUCAGCCUGGUGAAGACAGAGCUCAGCCCAAAGGUAUCCAACGCCAGCCCCCCUCGGGACGUGCCCAGCCCCGAGGCGCUGGAGCAGGAGCUGGCCUGGAUGGAGGAGACGCUGUCGCAGCUGGGGUCCCCCGUGGUGCUGUGCCACAACGACCUCCUGUGCAAGAACAUCAUCUACGACAGGACACGAGAGCGCGUGCGCUUCAUCGACUACGAGUACACGGGCUACAACUACCAGGCCUUCGACAUCGGCAACCACUUCAACGAGUUCGCAGGUGUGAAGGAGGUGGAUUAUGGCCUCUACCCCAGCAAGGAGACGCAGCUGCAGUGGCUGCACUUCUACCUGCAGGCCUACAAGGAGCUCAGCCAGGGCCAGCCAGGUGACAGCCAGGUGUCCCAGGAGGAGCUGGAGACCCUCUAUGUGCAAGUGAACAAGUUCUCCUUGGCGUCCCAUUUCCUCUGGGCCUGCUGGGGCCUGAUCCAGGACAAAUAUUCCACCAUAGACUUUAAUUUCUUACGAUAUGCAAAGCUGAGGUUCAAACAGUACUUCAGGAUGAAGCCGGUGGUCACAGCCCUGCAGGUCCCCAAGUAGGGGCCGCCCCGCGCUCUCCUGUCCUGGCCGUGCCCACCUUGCCCCUCGCCCAGCGGUGCCAAGGGGGACAGGAGGAGCCACCCCCGCUCCCAGGAGAGCCUGGCCACCCCCAAGAGUGGACCACGAGAUGCUGGAGAGGACCAGGGCCCCGCGAGGCCCCAGGAAGCCCCACCACCGCCUUAAUGCCCGGCGCCGGUGCCCGGCAGGUCCGUGCCCGCUGGCACUGCUGCUGCUGCCGGGCCUGGCACCACCCCCUCCCCUGCGCUGUCCCCGAGGGGGACACGGCGUCACCCCGGCCGCUCAGGCCCCCCAGAGCUGCCCCACUGUCCCCUCCUGCCACCCCCAAAGCAGCGCUGUCCCACGUCCCUGCUGGCCCCAGGCUUGUCCCUGAGGGGUGGCAGCAGUGGGCAAAGGGGCAGUGCCAGCCGUGAGCCCCUGGCGCCUGUGGGUGCUGCUGGUGGGCACGGGGUGCCCGCCCCCCUGCGCUGUGCCAGCCCCGGGGUGUCCCCACAGCUGCCCCCGCCUGUCCCCACUGUCCCCUUGGCUUGGUGGCUUCCCCCCCACCCCCAGGGGGUUCUGGGGACAUCCAGGGGGGUCUGUCCUGCCUGUCCCCACCCCUGUCCUCCUCCCUUGGCCGUGUCCCCAGCCCCCUGCCCUGCUGAGCCCUGUCCAGCUCGUCUCAGCAAUCAGGGCCCUGUGCCCCCCUGGGCCAUGGGGACAAGGUGGCUGUCCCUUCUCCGGGCACAGGGAUGUCCCCCAGAGCCUGUGCCCCCCUGGGCCAUGGGGACAAGGUGUCUGUCCCUUCUCCGGGCACAGAGACCUCCUGUGCCCCCCCAGCCAUGGGGACAAGGUGGCUGUCCCUUCUCUGGGCACAGGGACCUCCCCCAGAGCCCUGUGCCACCUCAGCUGUGGGGACAAGGUGGCUGUCCCUUCUCUGGGCACAGGGAUGUCCCCCAGAGCCCUCUGCCCCCCCCCAGCUGUGGGGACAAGGUGGCUGUCCCUUCUCCGGGCACAGGGAUGUCCCCCAGGCAGACCCAGGGCUGCUGGCACGUCCGUGUUUGUUUUGGUGGGAAAUUAAAGCUGCUGGUAGCUGAAUUUGGGGCUGUGGAUCUGGGGCUGGAGCUGGCGCAGCCCCCCCGGGCUCUGGGGGUGCUCCUGUCCCUUCUGUACCCCGAGAUGUCCUCAGCCAACCCUCACCCCCACUCUGGUGACGCCCAAGCCCCGCUCUCUGCUCCAAAAAGUCACUUUUAUUGUGCCAAGGGCCAGGGGGAGGAACGAUUGUAAACAGGGAUGUGAAAUAUACAGGUUAAGUUACUCGUCGUCUUAUUAACAAAAUAAAG